CCAGGUUCGGCUCCUUGGCCCGCCGGCUGAGGAGAGGCCCACACUGCACACGCGCAGACACAGUACCCGCGUCAAAAGACGAGGAGAGCGUGCGCUCCCCACGUCCUGCCCGCCAGGCUGCCAGGCAUUCGUCUCAGCGGUGACUCCCGCCGGGCCAGGGCAGGUGCGCCCACGUCUGAACAGCGAUGCCCCGGGAGAUCAUCACCCUGCAGCUGGGCCAAUGCGGCAACCAGAUUGGGUUCGAGUUCUGGAAACAGCUGUGCGCCGAGCAUGGUAUCAGCCCCGAGGGCAUCGUGGAGGAGUUCGCCACCGAGGGCACUGACCGCAAGGACGUCUUUUUCUACCAGGCUGACGAUGAGCAUUACAUUCCACGGGCAGUGCUGCUGGACCUGGAGCCCCGGGUGAUCCAUUCCAUCCUCAACUCUCCAUAUGCCAAGCUCUAUAACCCGGAGAACAUCUACCUGUCAGAACAUGGAGGAGGAGCUGGCAACAACUGGGCCAGGGGAUUCUCCCAGGGUGAGAAAAUCCACGAAGACAUCUUUGAUAUCAUAGACCGAGAAGCAGAUGGAAGUGACAGUCUAGAGGGCUUUGUGCUGUGCCAUUCCAUUGCUGGAGGUACGGGUUCUGGCCUAGGCUCCUACCUUCUGGAGCGACUGAACGACAGGUAUCCCAAGAAGCUGGUACAGACAUACUCAGUGUUCCCCAGUCAGGAUGAGAUGAGUGACGUGGUGGUCCAGCCCUACAACUCACUCCUCACACUUAAGAGGCUGACCCAGAAUGCAGACUGCGUGGUGGUGCUGGACAAUACAGCCCUUAAUCGGAUAGCCACAGACCGCCUCCACAUCCAGAACCCAUCCUUCUCCCAGAUCAACCAGCUGGUGUCCACCAUCAUGUCGGCCAGCACCACCACCCUGCGCUAUCCCGGCUACAUGAACAACGACCUCAUCGGCCUCAUCGCCUCACUCAUUCCCACACCACGGCUCCACUUCCUCAUGACUGGUUACACCCCCCUCACUACAGACCAGUCAGUAAGAGCAGCCUUCAGUGUCCCAGGCAGGGUUGGCCUGGGCCCAGAGACACUGAACUUUGACUUUCUUUUCUCCCCUCUGCCCAAAAAUUACCCUUUGCAGCCCCCCAAGGCUCUUGCUCAGAGACUGCUGGGAUUAUAUGCAUGUGACACUGUACCUAGCUCCCCCAGUCUGUUCCUAUUUCCAUCUUAUACUAGCACCCAUUCUGAAGAUUUCCUUCUUUUUCAGCUCUUUGAAAGUUCCUGCCAGCAGUAUGACAAGCUAUGGAAACGGGGGGCCUUCCUGGAGCAGUUCCGCAAAGAGGACAUCUUCAAGGACAAUUUUGAUGAGAUGGACAGGUCCAGGGAGGUUGUUCAGGAGCUCAUUGAUGAGUACCAUGCAGCCACACGGCCAGACUAUAUCUCCUGGGGCACCCAGGAGCAGUGAUUUUCCUCUCUGCUCUUCCCCCCAUGUACAGGAAGCACAGCCACCACCAUGACUGGUCCCUCUGAUCCAACUUUACCUUACUGGAUUCCUCUCCUCCCCAGAAACUGGCCCAACUUCCUCCCUUCCAUUCCUGACCCUUGAUAUGCUUGUUCAGUUCAAAUAAAGUUAUAAAGCUUAGAGA
This is a messenger RNA of Urocitellus parryii (Arctic ground squirrel), 1635 nucleotides long. Lineage: Eukaryota; Metazoa; Chordata; Mammalia; Rodentia; Sciuridae. The record is from RefSeq and is a predicted model, not a curated record.